Ogataea philodendri is the source of this 303-nucleotide messenger RNA. RefSeq lists its product as uncharacterized. The record is from RefSeq and is a predicted model, not a curated record. The transcript has a single exon. Bases 1 to 303 code for a protein of 100 amino acids. NCBI's taxonomy places the organism in Eukaryota, Fungi, Ascomycota, Pichiomycetes, Pichiales, Pichiaceae.
AUGUACUGUUUUUCGUCCGUGUUUUCGUGGUUCUUGACGCUCGAGAACUGCAGGCUGCUCAGGUCGAGCGACGACGUCCGGCUGAGCGUUUUGUCGGACCGUUUUUUGGUCAAAAGUCGACUCACCCGUUUCAAUUUGCUGCCACCAUUAUUUUCGCUCGGCUCCGAGAUAAUCGAGCUGGCAGAGUCCAUGCUGGUCGGAGAUGAGGGUCCAUCGGAUAACGGCGAGUCCAUGAUCGACUCGUCAUCGUCGCUCGACUCGGAACUGUCGUCAGAAACAGGUUUCGGAUACACAAACUGGUAG